GUGCCGUGGCAAAUUCUUUAUAAGGAGUGAUAGCAUUAAGUUGCGAUCUAACCUCCACGAUUGUUGCUCUCCCCAAGUCUAUUAAAGCGUGGUACUGUGUCCCAAUUGGGAAUUGGGACAGAAAUCCACUGGGCGGAAGAAGAAGAAGAAAAAGAAGUAGUGAUAGCGCCAAAGGGAACGCAGCCCUGUUACAAGUAGUGAACGAUGAGGCUUGUAGGGAGGUUAUUUUACUUGUUCUUCGUGUUUGCCGGCUCAAAUGCCGGCGGCCCGAUUCUAGUUUUGCUUGACAAUCUCGCUAUCAAGGAAACACAUUCGAUAUUCUUCAAGAUGUUGCAGGAUAGUGGUUACGCAUUAACUUUCAAGUCAGCUGAUGACGCAACUUUGCAACUCUCUAAAUAUGGCGAGUAUUUAUAUGAACAUCUGAUCAUAUUUGCACCGACUGUGGAAGAAUUUGGCGGUGCUCUAAAUGUAGAUGCAAUAACGGAGUUUAUAGACGGCGGCGGAAAUGUUCUGCUUGCUGGCUCCUCGCAAUCCGGCGACGCUGUACACGAAUUGGCUUCGGAAUGUGGCUUAGAAGUAGACGAGGAGGGUUCCACUGUGAUCGAUCAUAUGAAUUAUGACGUUUCUGAUAAUGGCCAGCAUACCACUGUAGUGGCAGAUCCGGCGAAUCUAAUAGAUGCUUCAGUUAUUGUUGGAAACAAAGACAUUCCCCCAUUACUAUAUCAGGGAACUGGAUUGAUCGCAGAUACAGAUAAUCCUUUAAUUUUACGCUUAUUGUCAGCAUCUACUUCGGCAUAUACCUAUUAUCCAGAUCAACCAGUCAAAGAAUAUCCGCAUGGUGUUGGUAAAAAUACUUUACUAAUAGCGGCUCUACAAGCAAGAAAUAAUGCUCGAGUUCUCUUCUCGGGUUCACUAUUUUUCUUUAGUGAUGAAGCAUUUACCAGCUCUGUUCAAAAAGGACAAGGUGGUCAGAGAUACGAGAAGUCUGGUAAUCAAAUGGUGGCCAAGGCCAUGGCGCAAUGGGUGUUUAAGGAAAACGGCGUCAUACGCGUAUCAUCCGUUCAUCAUCAUCGGGUCGGAGAAACACAGCCGCCGGCUGCGUAUACGAUUAUGGACAAUGUUGUGUACUCAAUUGAGAUUGAGUGGCUGUCUCAUGGCAAGUGGGUGCCCUACGAGACAAACGAUUUGCAGCUGGAGUUUGUGCGAAUCGAUCCGUUCGUGCGUAUGACUAUGAAACCAGUAGGAAAUGGCCGUUACGAGGGCAGGUUUAAGAUCCCUGACGUAUAUGGAGUAUACCAAUUCAAGGUGGAUUAUACACGUAUCGGGCUAACGCAUCUUUAUAGUACCACACAGGUCUCUGUACGCCCGCUGCAGCAUACGCAAUACGAGCGCUUUAUACCGAGCGCUUUUCCCUACUACAUCAGUGCGUUUUCUAUGAUGGCCGGUGUGUUCCUUUUCUCUCUUGUGCUAUUACAUUACAAAGAAGAUACAAAACCGAAAUCCGAAUAACGUUCCGACGUUUACGAAUGUUGUUUGAUUUUGUGUUCUUUUUUAAAGAUGGCAGUAUCAUUUUUUUGUUUUUCAAUAAGUGUGAUAUAAGAGAACUCAAAAGUAAAGAAAUAAAUUUUUAAUAUUUAAUAUUUAACGUUACAUUAUACAUUUUUGUGCAUGUGAUUUCCAGUAAUUCAUUGCUGAUUAAUAGAGCAUUCUAGACAACGUAAUGUUACCUAAAAAAUUGCAUUCCUACUUAUAAAAUACGUACUUAUAAGAUUUUAUAAAGGUUUUUUAAAUUAAAAAAAAUCAAGGAUAGAGUUUCAUGCAGUUUAUGUUUACGUUUUAUCCCACAUUUUUUCAAGAAAUAGAGCACUGUAUAUAAACCAUUGUAGCAGAUUGUAUGUAAGAUUGUAUUAAGAGAUAUUUGGAACAAAUAAACGAUGAAAAUUA
Messenger RNA from Monomorium pharaonis (pharaoh ant), 1944 nucleotides. It is a transcript of the gene Ost48, whose product is annotated as dolichyl-diphosphooligosaccharide--protein glycosyltransferase 48 kDa subunit. The coding region runs from base 205 to 1509 and encodes 434 amino acids. Gene Ontology annotation, cellular component: oligosaccharyltransferase complex; endoplasmic reticulum membrane. The record is from RefSeq and is a predicted model, not a curated record. The transcript has 3 exons. NCBI's taxonomy places the organism in Eukaryota, Metazoa, Arthropoda, Insecta, Hymenoptera, Formicidae.